Messenger RNA from Solea senegalensis (Senegalese sole), 3217 nucleotides. It is a transcript of the gene lg17h1orf198, whose product is annotated as linkage group 17 C1orf198 homolog. The coding region runs from base 73 to 1143 and encodes 356 amino acids. The transcript has 6 exons. The record is from RefSeq and is a predicted model, not a curated record. Lineage: Eukaryota; Metazoa; Chordata; Actinopteri; Pleuronectiformes; Soleidae.
GAGCCUCCUGCUUCCUUUUUCCUUCUCACAGUCAAAAUAACAACAGCUGGCGGUUGUCGCAGCCGAGGAGACAUGGCCACCGCGACCGUGUCAGCGGGGCUCGACGGCCACAGGAUGGAGGAGAAGAAGCUCGAGUACUUCUCCUCCAUCAACUCCAUGGCGAGGAAAAUCAUGCAGGAGCGGGAGAAGAUCAAGGCCAAGCACGGCUCGUCGUGGGAGAAGAUGACGCCGCAGGAGCAGGACUCCGCCAUCGACAACUGUAUGAUGGACCCGCACAUCCGAGCCCGAUACGCUAUGCACAGGGUGGAGCGGGAUGAAGUGGUCUGUUACCCCAAGCUGCUCAUUCAGACCGGGCAGAAGAUAGUUCACUUCGGCGAGGAGGAUAUUACCUGGCAAGAUGAACAUUCUGCUCCAUUUUCAUGGGAAACAAAGAGUCAGCUGGAUUUCAGCUUGGCACCAGGAUCAGAUCAAGGAAUCUCCAUCUCCCAGACAGAGGCCAAACCUGCCAAGGCUUCUCAUUCCAACCACCACGGAACCAAGGUGCCGGUCAGCGAGGGCAGGAAGCCCGAGGAGGAGUCGUCCUUCUGGAAGAUCAGCGCUGAAAGGUCCAGGCUGGAGGGGGAGAAGGCCGACUUCCACUCUCUGACGCCCAGCCAGAUCAAAUCUAUUGAGAAAGGAGAGAAACCCCUGCCCUCAUACCUCAGACAGGAGCCUCCUGUCGUCUCUAAGGAGCCUGAGGUACCAGAGUCUCUCCCCCCAGCUCCCACCAAACCCGCAAAGCAGAGAGCACCUAAGCCUCCUGCUCCCACUCCCCCCGCCCCCAUCCCCGUCUCCAUCCCCGUGGCUGUUAGUACGGCGCCGUCGUCCAUCUCCAUCUCGUCAAACCCCCUCCCGCCGGUCAGCAUGUCCUCGUCAGUGGCAGGAUGGGAGCGUUCUCAGAGCACUCUGCCGUCGGUCAGCAACACAGUGGAUGAGAUGUUCUCCUCCAGCCGGAUGUCAAAGCCCCCCAACAUCCCCGCCGUCAUGGCGAAGGAGAGGGAGGAAGAAGCCUCACCCAACCCUGACGCCAGCCCCACCUUCUCCCAGUUCAACACAAGCAGCAGCAUCCUGAAGACUGGGUUUGACUUCCUAGACAACUGGUAAACCACAGCCGAGACCAUGACUCAUCGCCACCAUCACCCUGAAGAAGGACCACACUGCCAUGACAACAGACAUCACCAUGUAGAUUUUGAAAGACACACCAGGCUUUAAAUCAACCACAUUGUGUUUUUGUAAUAAUCUUCCGUGGCUUGUUAAGACAUUAUCUCACUGCCCAUGUGCUGGUGUUUUUUUUUUGUUUCUUUCUUUUUAAACCUCCUCCAGGAGAUACUCCGUCUCUUCUCUGAACCUGGUUUGGAAUCUUUUUAAAUGUCUUGCCAAACACCCUCUGCUGCAUGACAUGUAGAGUAAACAGGGAUUAAACCUCACAGAACGUGGACGCUGAUUCUCAACUGUGCAUUUACACCGUCAUCGACUCGGUUGUUGGGUCUUUCAUGGAUGUUCACACACGUUUGGUACGUCAAAUGCAAUCGAAAUCAUGGGUCAUGUAGCGAGCUAAACUGGUAAUUGCCGUGAUGAAAUUACUUGAGCAUAAUCCUGCUCUGAUGUUUGAGAGAAGCUUCACUAUGGUCACAUGUUCCUUUAAAAACAUCUUGGAAAAAGUGGUUAGCUUGUGUGUGUGUGUGUGUCUGCUUCAAGCAGAUGUCGAGCUCUUGCUUUUGCAAAGGUUUGUGGCUUUAAAGCUCAUUUCCUCCUUGAUUUUAUUGACGUGUUGUAGUUAAGUGUGAGAUUAAGUGCUGCGACUCAUUACCAAGCAUUACCGAACAAAUAUUUUACCGUUUCGUGUGUACUGAAAAAGUUGUGGGGAAAAAAGUGUGCGUUUUAUCGUAAGAAAACUAUAGUUUUGCUGGCAAUGCCUUUCUUACGAUGUGUCUAGGAAGUGAUCGGCCCUUACUCCGCUCGUCAGUUAACCCCUUGUAGUCUGGAAAACCAGAGGUGGUUCACAAACAAAAACUGAAUGUAUUGAGUUUACUUAAUCAGGGUUCCUGGUUCAUGGGUCUUUAAGUCUUGCCCCAAAAAUUGCCCCAAACAUGGCCCUUUAGUCAUGAUCACUUUUAGUGUCAGUUUUACUUUGGCUCAGUGUUGUCUCAACAAAGAUGUUUUUAAAAAGAGGAAACCCUAAAUUAGACAAACCAGCAGCGAGUGCAGCUGUUCCUUGAGGGGUUUCGCUGUCAUCCUUUGCCUGUUACAAACCACCAACCCAUUUUUACACUCGCUAUGAAUAGCCGUGGUACGCGAAAAUACACUGCAACCAUCCCGGGAAUAAAAUGUCGUGGUAAUCCCGAUUACCUUUUUAACUCUAAACCCUGGUCUUUGCAGUGUAAAUGCACAGUCAUGGUGUGACUUAGCUGCCUUUACUUGUGUCUUUUAGAUGCCAGUCCAUGAACUCUUUUUCUACCAGCGUGCUAAGAGCGAACACUAGAAAAAAAAAAACACUUUUAAUUUUGUGUUCUGAAGAUGUUUGCUUUCCAAUGUUCUGUUAUUUAUACCUACAUAUAUAUAUAUUCCUAUAAACUGUUAGCGUUUUAGAGUUAAAGUAGUGUUUGCUGCUGCUUUCCUGGCCCUCUCAGUGUAAUGUACCUGGAAUAUCGAGGAAACUUGACAGAUGUUACUGUAAUGGAGAAGAAUCAUGUCAUAUCAUCGAACAGGGAUAUUGUGAAAAAGGUUUUUUAAAUCAUUCAUUGAAGUAAAGAAGUGGAAACUUAGUUGUUGUUCCCCUUUGGCAUUACGAAAACAAAAACAGGAGGGAAGAGCAGCUCUGGAAGUUCUGUCCAUGGAAAACUGGACUUCCGCGCCGCCGUGGGAAGCUGCCGCACAUGUCCUGUGUGGGUCGGUUUCCUUGACAACACUUCCACCCCCACCACCUUUCACCGAUAACCUCAGACGAGUCGCCAAAGCAGAAACCCAGCGCGUGGAAAAACAAGCGACAUGUGUUUUAGGGCACGCGGGCAGGCAUGUUAGUGAUUCGUGACACAGUUUACAUGAGAAGUAGAGAACUAUUUUAAUGAAUUUUAUAUUUAUCCGCUGAUUGUAUCUUCUGCUAUACAUGUACUAUAUUGCACUCAUGCAUUGUGAGGUCACAGAUCAGAAGGAAACUAAUAAAUGAAAGUCAAACCUG